AUGUUCGAGUUCGAUGCUCUAGCUGGCGCUCACCCAACAUCCGACGGGCUUUACCUCGAACGCCUUGAGGCCUUUAUGGACAAGUCGCUCGCCGAUAUAAAGACUUUUGCGGCACGUGAGAGCCGGUCGUUUGAAGAGACCCGACGUAGUAUCGCAGAAUGGCAUAGCAAAUAUCUAUUCCAGUCGCGUGCCCCGUUCUCUGUAGCUACCAAUGUCUCGCGUGAAGAGCGUUUGGCAUAUACCAAAAAAAUCCUAUGUGAUAUCUCUGGACUGUUGGAGACACUACAAGAAAUGUCUGGCGUCGAAUCUUUCGUCCUUGCUGUGGAUCCACCCGAACCAGGCGAAGGGUUUCUUGGAGGAUCUUUGCUUGGUCGUGAAUUCUGGAGGAACCUUAGAGGCGGCGGUGAUUCGGGUGCUCGAGCAUUCCGACUGCAUUGUACGAAGCGCCUGGUGUCACAGACAUCAAUAGCUCAGGGCUCUUCUUCGAGCACGGACCUUGAAAUUGUACAAAAACCGGCUCUAUCCUUGAAAGCAGAGCUUUAUGAAAAAAUGAGGAAUGCGCUUAGGACAACAAGUGGUAUUCGAAAUGCUGAAAUGAAAUGGACGAACCCAGAUCGACUUGCCACAUACGGUGUUACCCUUGUGGGUUGGCCAUCUACUAUACCGAUGGUUAAUCCCUCCAACCUGAAGGCUAGUCAAAACAAGGAGUUGUUGACCCUUCUCGAAAACGGGACCAUGAAAUUUGUAAAGAUAUACAUUUCUCCAGAGCAAGAUGGGGUACAGCCACCGACGUCUAGUGCGGAGGAUGGCCACGACUCGUUUUCGUGGGCUCUCCAUUUCGAUGAUACUAUGCCGGUAAGGUCGUGUUACCCUAGUCCAAACGCUAUUUACCAUUCUUCCAAGGACCUGGAUGCAGCUACAGAAUCACCAGAUGCCACGAAAAGACAGGAGGAGAUGCCUGGACGUUCAAGAUCCCCGGGUGUUUCAGAAGGACAUGAUGAGUGGAAUGAUCCUGGACGACCGAGAAAACGACCUAAGUUAUCAGAACAUGCCAUGGAACCGGACUCGAGUUAA
Molecule: messenger RNA, 1074 nt
Organism: Guyanagaster necrorhizus
Lineage: Eukaryota; Fungi; Basidiomycota; Agaricomycetes; Agaricales; Physalacriaceae
Exons: 4
Coding region: 1-1074 (357 amino acids)
Source: RefSeq, a predicted model, not a curated record